UGGAACUACGCCGAGGACCGCCUUGGUGCUCACCCAAUCAGAAACAUGGCGAGGGACACACGCCUGGGGAUGGUCUGCGUCUUGGGAGUCGCCGCCACCGUCAUCCUGCUCGGCAUCGCAGCCACCGCCCUGGGCAGCUUUCCGUUGCAAUCAGCCAUGGUCGUCAAGUCUCCGGAGUUGAAAAAUUGCAUCGCUGCAACAAACCUAAGCAAGUGCACGAAAGGUUCCCACUACGCCUGCGUCAUGGAAGGCGGAAGAGGCCAGUGCCUGCCAUGGGACGGUCAGGAUAUCUGCAUCGGCGGAAAACGCGCCAGGUUCACAUCAGAGUCUCAGUGCCAAAAGGCCUGCUAUGGUGACCCGCCACUGGUUUCGACGUGUGCGGCCGAGCUGAAGGUGUGUCCUUGCGGAGACCAUUCCAGAAAGCUGGGCUGGAUCUGGACGCAGGACUCCAAGUGCGCCAGCGUGCCUACCCAGGUCUGCGUCAGCGAGGGAUUUCGGACCAAGCGAGCCUGCAUCGCAACCUGCGUCCCAGAUGGCAAGAGGGACAGGCGGUGUUCCACCCACCGAUCUCGCGAAUGCAUAUGGCCGGACGACGCCCUAUCCUUUUUCUACGACCCAGUAGACGAGACGUGCAAAUUUUGGGACGCUUACCUGUGCCCCAGCUCGCUGACCACGUCGAUGGAGGAGUGCAAAAAAACUUGCGCCUAACCGCAUUUGUCACCUCACUGAUUUUCUAUUCUCACUAAAGCCGGGACAUUAAAAAGCAAAGCACACCCA
Molecule: messenger RNA, 777 nt
Organism: Ixodes scapularis (black-legged tick)
Lineage: Eukaryota; Metazoa; Arthropoda; Arachnida; Ixodida; Ixodidae
Exons: 5
Coding region: 46-708 (220 amino acids)
Source: RefSeq, a predicted model, not a curated record